This is a messenger RNA of Strigops habroptila (Kakapo), 5734 nucleotides long. It is a transcript of the gene EPB41L3, whose product is annotated as erythrocyte membrane protein band 4.1 like 3. Gene Ontology annotation, cellular component: plasma membrane; cytoskeleton. Gene Ontology annotation, molecular function: structural molecule activity; actin binding. Gene Ontology annotation, biological process: cortical actin cytoskeleton organization. NCBI's taxonomy places the organism in Eukaryota, Metazoa, Chordata, Aves, Psittaciformes, Psittacidae. The record is from RefSeq and is a predicted model, not a curated record. The coding region runs from base 210 to 3149 and encodes 979 amino acids. The transcript has 24 exons.
GAGCCUCCGCAGCCCUGAUUUGCUGGGAAGCGGCGGAGGCUCGCUCAGAGCAGAGCCGGGUUGCGCUGCUGACGCGUGGCCGCCGCCGCCGCCUCCUCCCGCCGCUGCGCCGGGAGCAGCCCCGCGCCCCGGUACCGCCGCCGCUCCCCGCCUUCGCCGCGCCGCCGCCAAGGUACCUUCCCGCUGCUCCCGCACCCGAAUAACCAACCAUGACUACGGAAUCAGGAUCGGACUCCGAGUCCAAGGAUAAGGAGCAGGAUCAGCAGGAGAGCCCUGCACAGCAAGGGGCGGCAGAGACCCAGCCGCAGGACCAGCAGCAGCUGAGCGAAGAGCAUCAUAACGCACUCGAGCAGUUCUCGGCUGUGGCAGCCCACAGCACACCAGUGAAAAAGGAAGAGGACACAGACAAAGAACAGGAGUUUGCUGCUGCAAGUGCAAAACAGCUGGAAUACCAGCAGCUAGAGGACGAUAAGCUUUCACAGAGAUCGUCAUCUAGCAAACUUUCCAAGUCUCCUCUAAAGAUUGUCAAGAAACCGAAAAAUAUGCAAUGCAAAGUGACACUCCUGGACGGAUCAGAAUAUGCAUGUGAAGUAGAGAAACGUUCCAGAGGUCAAGUGCUAUUUGACAAAGUGUGCGAGCAUCUGAACCUUUUGGAAAAAGACUACUUUGGGCUAACAUACAGAGACACAGAAAACCAAAAGAAUUGGUUGGAUCCUGCCAAGGAAAUCAAGAAGCAGAUCCGAAGUGGUGCUUGGCAGUUUGCAUUUAAUGUGAAAUUCUACCCUCCAGACCCUGCCCAGCUAUCUGAAGAUAUUACCAGGUACUACCUCUGCUUGCAACUGAGAGAUGACAUUGUGUCGGGUCGGCUGCCCUGCUCAUUUGUUACACUGGCUCUGCUGGGCUCCUACACCGUGCAGUCAGAGCUUGGUGACUACGACCCCGACGAGUACGGCAGUGACUACAUCAGCGAAUUUCGCUUUGCACCGAAUCAUACUAAGGAGCUGGAGGACAAAGUGAUCGAGCUGCACAAGAGCCACAGGGGAAUGACACCUGCAGAGGCUGAGAUGCAUUUCCUGGAGAAUGCCAAAAAACUGUCAAUGUAUGGAGUAGAUCUCCAUCAUGCCAAGGAUUCUGAAGGAGUGGAAAUCAUGUUAGGAGUUUGUGCAAGUGGUCUUUUAAUAUAUCGAGACAGACUCAGAAUAAAUAGAUUUGCCUGGCCAAAGGUUCUAAAAAUCUCCUACAAGAGGAACAACUUCUACAUCAAAAUCCGACCGGGGGAGUUUGAGCAGUUUGAAAGCACUAUUGGGUUUAAGUUGCCAAAUCAUCGUGCUGCAAAGCGCUUAUGGAAAGUGUGUGUUGAGCACCAUACAUUUUUCAGGCUCCUGCUGCCAGAAGCACCUCCAAAGAAGUUCCUCACACUGGGCUCCAAGUUUCGCUACAGUGGCCGGACGCAGGCCCAGACGAGAAGAGCUAGUGCCCUCAUAGACCGUCCCGCACCUUACUUUGAGCGCUCUUCUAGUAAACGUUAUACCAUGUCUCGAAGCUUAGAUGGGGCAUCAGUGAAUGAAAACCAUGAAAUGUACAUGAAGGAUUCUGUGUCUGCUGCAGAGGUUGGUACUGGCCAGUACGCCACAACAAAGGGCAUCUCUCAGACCAACUUGAUAACCACUGUGACUCCGGAGAAAAAGGCAGAAGAAGAGAAAGAUGAUGAAGAGGGCAAAAAGAAAAGAGCAGAGGAAGUCACCCCAGUCUCAGCAGUACGCCAUGACACCAAGACUGACAGUGAGCAGACGGAUACUGCAGCUGAUGGUGAGACCACUGCCACCGAGUCGGAUCAAGAGGAGGACGGAGAUCUAAAGGCACAGAAUAGUCUGAUUAAGCGAAUACAGGGUGAAAAUGUGUAUGUCAAACAUAGUAAUCUUAUGUUAGAGGACCUAGACAAAACCCAGGAAGAUCUGAUGAAACAUCAGACCAAUAUAAGCGAGCUGAAACGCACCUUCUUGGAAACCUCCACAGAAACGGCUGUAUCUAAUGAGUGGGAGAAGAGGCUUUCCACAUCUCCCGUUCGGCUUGCAGCAAGGCAGGAGGAAGCUCCUAUGAUUGAACCACUAGUGCCUGAAGAGACCAAAGAAGAAAGAGAAAAAUCAGAAAAACUCAUAUUUUUGCAGAAGGGAGGUACUACAUUCCUUGAAUUGAAGACUAAACAGUCCACCAGUGAAAAAACCUUGGAUGGUUCAGAUAUCUUCAGUUUAAUAGAGUCUGCCAGAAAACCGACUGAGUUCAUAGGAGGGGUUACUUCUACUUCACAUAGCUGGGCUCAGAGAAUAGACACGACGACAUCUCAGGAGAUAACUUCCAGUGAAAUAAAGCAGGCAGUUCAGCCACAUCAGGAUACUGUGAAGAAGGUUGUACAGGAGACUGUAGUUAUCGAGGAGAGGCGUGGGAUGGAUGUGUGUGCAAGCAGGGAUCCUGCUAAAGCGGCUGGACUUGUGCUGGAUGCCCAGGCUGAGGCAGCAUCAGUGGUGGCUGCUGGCGUGAAAGGGAAGGAGGGCUCUGCUGAGACUGAGGGAGAAAAGGAGGAAAAAAGGGAGGAGGCUGGCAAAGCCCUAACCAAACAGGAAGGAGUCACUGCUGCUGCUGCUGCUGCUGUUUCGCGUGAGCAAGCGGAGGAGCGCAGUACAACAGUCCACAUUUCAGAGUCUUUGGAAAGAAAACCUCAUUUUGAGUCACCAGUUGUGAAGACUGAGACUAUCAGUUUCAGUAGUGUUUCUGCUGGUGGGGAAAACCUUGAAAUUUCAACAAAGGAAGUGCCAGUAGUCCAUACAGAAACAAAAACGAUUACGUAUGAGUCUUCUCAGGUGGAUUGCAGUGCUGACUCAGAACCGGGUGUACUGAUGAGUGCACAAACUAUCACGUCUGAAACCACCAGCACUACAACCACUACGCAUAUCACCAAAACUGUGAAAGGCGGCAUCUCAGAGACAAGAAUUGAAAAACGAAUAGUCAUCACAGGAGAUGCAGAUAUUGAUCAUGAUCAGGCGCUGGCUCAGGCAAUUAAAGAAGCCAAAGAGCAGCACCCUGACAUGUCAGUGACCAAAGUAGUGGUACAUAAAGAGACAGAAAUCACACCAGAAGAUGGGGAGGAUUGACCACAGGAAUAACCUGGAUUGCAUAUGAAUCCAGACAUACACACCAGUAGGAAUACGAGAGCCUGUACGGAGUCUCAGUUCCAACCUGACUGACUUGUAUCUGUCUAUGGAAAAUUUCAGUACGGAAGAACUGAUCUUGACCGUUAAUAAAGAAACUGGCAGAGAUACCUUCCCAUAGAAAGCAAUCUGAAUCAGCAGCAGUUAAACAAUAUUGCAUGAAGCAACAAUAAAAUUACAGAAAAGCAGCAUUUUUAAUUUUCUUAAAAUGUCUAAGUUUUCAGCUAUACCUGCACGUUCAUAAACAAUAUAAACAGUGAUCUCAUGUAACACAUAAACAGUUCUAGCCUUUCACAGUUUAUGAAAGUCUAAACAAAUUAAAAUUUGUUAGGUGGCAAGCCUUUUGUUUACAGAUAUUGUAAAUGAAGAUUACCCCCAAAAUGCUAGAAGCUGUAUAGGUACUGUGUAUAAUGUUUUACCACACAUUAGAUGUGCCAAUAACACAGUUUAUUCAGUAAACAACUUGAAUCUUAUAUUUGUUUCAUCUGGUUUUAUUACUGCCCGAUAAAUGAUGACGACUCUUUACUCUUAUCAAAAUAUUUAAAUGCUUACAAAGUGUGCUUUGUAUACCUGACUGAAUACCUUAUAAGGUAGUAAUGAUUUUAGUAUAUUAACUUUAACGAUUUUUGUCAGCAUUGUUCAGAGUCAGCUUCCAGCCACCCUUCACAGAUCCUAACCUUGUAAAUUAUAUGUAGUUAUUUUGGAGAAAAAAAAAAUCAUCUGUAUUUUACUUAGUUUGCAGCAUUAGAAAAUUAUUAAUCUGAAAUAACCGUGAUGGUUUUCUAUUGAUUUCCCUUUUGUUCUCAGAGGAAAAGAAGAAAAAAAUCUGUUUGAGAAUCUGGUCAACAUUUAGUAUCUAGUUCAGAGUCAAGCCUUAACCUGUACAGAACGUCCACUGAAAACUCGUUAGUGUCCAACUAUAAUACCCACUGAAGGGAUAGCAUCCAUUACACUGUCAGCUGCAUCACAACACAUGGUGAAUGUAUGUUUCUGCAUAGUGAAAUAAAAGUGGUAAAUGCAUCCAAAAUCGUAUUGUUCUGUGUCUAAAAGCACCUAGUGUUUUUUAAUAUUCAAAACAUUAAGUUACGUUUGUAAGACACCACAGGUUUUACUCAUCUGCACAGUAGAUAUGUUUUGUCUUCAAUGGCUGACACUGCACUGCGCAGACAGUUGGAGUUAGCAGAGCAUCCAAAGGGAUGACAGUGUUCACCUCUAGGCAUAUGAUGUUUGCAAAGGAAAAGGAGUUUUUGGUUCCUUUCAUUUUCUCUGGUUAUGUACUGUUUCACUGAAGCUAAAUGAAGGACAUUGUGGUUGCUUAGAAAGUAAAGGCCAGUAGCACUCGAUCCAGAUCCACUCUCUUUUUUGUAGUUUUGUUCUGAAACAUGGAUAAAAUUGUCUUUAAAGCAGUACUUACUUAUCUCUUCCUUUUUCUUGCUCCUUUGCCACAUCUCAUUGACACUUCUCUCGUAGCUCAAGAGAAAAUUGUAGCAAAUAAUUCACCCUUAAUCUCUAUUUCUUUGUAGAAUUGAAAGAAAUGGGUACAAGCAGACUUUUCAGGACAUAAAGGGCCAAAUUUGCCCUUCAUUGUUUACACAGGGCUCCCUUACACUGAAGUCAAUGGAGUUGGCUCUAGUGGAGAGCAGGAUUUGACUCAGUGACUUGUUAAUAAAUGUUUAUUUUCUUAAUUUAGAAAGAAAAAUAGUAUAUAUAGAGAGAAUAACCUGUAGAUAAUAAUUAAAAGUAAUAUCCCAAGGCUUUUAAAGCUUUGCCCUUAGCCUCUAAAACAUCUCCCUUCCACCAGCCAUUCUUCAUGCCUUUAAUCCAGAGUGCUAACUAUGUAACUCCCCCUUACCGCCAUCAUUGCUUACCUCUUGCCUAAUGCCCAACACAAAGAUUACAGUCUGUUGUUAUCUUUGACUGACCUCCUAGUCCAAGAGCAUCUCUGUUCUCAGCCCUUGCGGUGAUCGUAGGCUUAGGUCUCUGGUGUCACCAGUGCCCAAUGGCAGCCAGGGCUGGAGGAGGUAAUUGCCCCGUGUCUCCCCAGACAGCAUGCCAGGUUCUCACUACCACAUCAGGAGUUUAAAGAUAGACUCUGAAGCCAUAUUGAUCUUCCCUCAGGUGCCCCUCAUGUCGUUGGCUAAGAAACAGCAUUGUAUUACCUCAGAGAGAUGUGAGGCGAUUGCACAGCCUUCUCUCCAGAGUUAGCGUUAUGUUUUAGCAUGGCUUGAGGAGAUUGUACUUCGGUGAUACUGCACAGUAUGUACGCUGUCUAAAGAUAUUGUAUCUUAAAAAGUUAGCCUCCUUGGAAAGGAUGCUCAGAGCUAAGAUACAGCCUGAGCAUAUGCAAACUGAGGAGAUGAGAAUGGACAGGCAAGAACAUCUCAGUGCCACUGUUGGCAGUAGACCCUUGUUCGGGGGAUGGUUCCUGGAAGCAAUAGUUUUGGUUUUUGUUAGAAACUGUUUCUUGGGUUGUCUGCCUAAUGCUGUGCCACAUGAAAUAAAGAGCACCUGCCUGUUUCUACCAACUA